Molecule: messenger RNA, 1082 nt
Organism: Serpula lacrymans var. lacrymans S7.9
Lineage: Eukaryota; Fungi; Basidiomycota; Agaricomycetes; Boletales; Serpulaceae
Exons: 4
Coding region: 381-1082 (233 amino acids)
Biological process (GO): cellular response to carbon dioxide; cellular response to oxidative stress
Molecular function (GO): carbonate dehydratase activity; zinc ion binding
Source: RefSeq, a predicted model, not a curated record
GGCCUUGGUGGAAUAGGAGCUUCUUUUUUUUGACAGGAAGCAUGCUCAUCUGUUUGUGCGCUCCGUCGAAUCUUUUUUGCAAUAGCAAGUGGAAUAGGACCUUCUUUUCUUGAACAGGAAACAUGCUCAUCUGCUUGUGCGCUCCGUCGAAUUCACUUCCUUACUACAUCUCGAAUGGACCACAGGAGCUGGCCGAUCUCCGUGAGCCAGUACAGCCAUAGCCCACCACCGUAUCUGUCCUGCCAUACCUGCCUAUUUUUACUAUCCAGCUAAGGCUAUGAAUACCCCCCCUAGCUAUUCCCCAGCUAUAAAAUCUCCACUUCAAGUCCCAGCUUCAACCACCCCCACAAUCCUAGUGCCCCCUCCACACUGACACAACCAUGGCCUCAAAACCACCCGCCAUCCUCGCUCGCCUCCUCUCCGGCAACGAAGAGUGGGCGAGAACGCUCAAAUCCGCAGCCGGAGCUGGGUUUUUCAAAGGGGAGGCAGAAGGCCAGUGGCCGAAAAUUCUUUGGAUUGGGUGCUCCGAUUCCAGGGUGCCAGAAUCUGUGAUAACGUCUUCUAUGCCUGGCGACGUCUUUGCGACUAGAAAUAUCGCAAAUCAAGCUCACAUUGAUGACGACAGCUUCCUUUCAGUCCUCUACUAUGCCGUAAAACACGUUGGUGUGGAGCACGUCAUCGUCGUCGGCCAUACUCACUGCGGAGGCGCCGAAGCCGGAUACGCCGCCGCCCAAAAGGCCAUCAACACAGGCUCGAGCGUGCCCCCUCCCGUCAUCGAUACCCUCCCCCCGGAUGCCCACAUCAACAAAUGGCUCGCGCCCCUCUCAGAGCUGGCCAUGCCCAUCGCCGCCCUCGCCCUCGAGACCGAAGAUGCGUUGCGCAUGCUGGUGGAAGAGAACGUGCGGACGCAGGUGCACCUGGUGAGCCAGACGGAGACGAUCCUCGAGGCUUGGGAUCAGCCUCCGCAGGCUCGACAUGUGUUUGUGCACGGAUGGGUGUAUGAUGUGGAGCAUGGACGACUUCGAGAUUUGAAUAUCUCAAGGGGUACACGCGAAACAAACUAUCAUCCUGCCUACUUCUAG